GUUAAGGUAUGAAUGAGACGGAUCCAGACUUUAUACUUAGAUCUCUGACAAAUAAACUAUCCCAGCCCCUUAGAUUUGGAAUAGAAAUUUCUGGCAAAAUGCAAUUACAAUAGAGUCAUAAAAAUAUUAUUUUAUAGUGUUUCGGCCCUUUAGUCGUGCCCUAUAAUCUAUAAAGUUGCUAGGUCCCGGCUUGAGGCGUUGGGUCAUUAAGUCAAUGUUAUCAAACGUUCAGAUUUCGAACAAAUUCGAGUAAAACGACUGAAAGCAGGAGAACUUUCCUGGAACGCAUGUCGUUUCCCUCCAGGACCUAAUAUCGGCUGGAACAGCCGAUUUGCAAUGGUGCAGCCGUCCUCAGGUUUCGGAAAGAAACAUUGUCCUGUUAAUGCAACCGCACGGUGAGCCGCCAGGACGGAGCCGGGAGCUGCGGUGAGGCCUGGGGUAGAAGCGGCGCAUUCGUGCGCUCUCCGGGGGUCACCUUUAACUCAGCUGCUUCUCGGCGUGAGCGUCGCCCCCAGAAAGAUGUGCCGCAGCGGAGCCGCUGGGCGACUGCAGAGCGCACCCCUGCCGACCUAUGAACUCGCCUUCUACCUUGCCAUCACUGUUGGAUGCCACCUGUACUCAUUCUACCAGCUGUUCGAAGUCUCCAGAAUUUAUGAGAAAGACCUUGACUCUGAAUUUGGAUUUGAAAAUGGAUUCUUCAUUUGGGGUUUUAAGAAGGACCCAACAGACUUUGAAUGGAGCUUUUGGACAGAGUGGGUAAAGAAGUUGUUGCUGUGGACUCUCCUUGGUCACAUAAUCGUUUCACAAGUGUCCAAUGCCUUCUUUCCAAAGUUUAGGAUGUGGUUGUUUAUGAUCUAUGGGAUGUUGGCCUGUUUCAUUACAGUUGGCUAUAAAGGUCAGGCAGUAAUAAUGCUGCACUUGCUCAUCUCCUUUGCUGUGGCCCAGUUGCGAGUGCCUGUGUUUUCCUGGCUCUGCUCAGUUUUACUGCUGUACAGCUUACAAAUUGACUCUCUUGGAAGAAUUCUGAAACGCUGGUAUGAGACAGAGAAUGAAUAUUUCCUGCUGUUAUUCUGCUUGGCUCUUUGCAAUCUACGUUACACAAGCUUUUGUCUGGAGUAUUGCUGGGACCAUGGCUCUCCUCAGAGGCAUUGUCGAUCCUUCUGUUGGCUGCUGGCUUACGUUUUCUAUUAUCCUGUAUUUCACAAUGGACCCAUCAUAUGCUAUGAUGACUUUAAUAAACAGAUGCAGAGAACAGAGACAUCUGUGCCAAAAGCAGAUCUUGUGCGCUUGUUCCUGGGUGCAGUGCGCAUUUUCUUCUGGUGGUGGCUCACCGAGUCCAUGCUUCACUUCAUGUACAUUCACGCCAUCCAGCAUCAAGAAAUGAUACUGGAAUCUGCUUCUUAUUGGACAUUAGGUGGCCUUGGGUUUGCUCAUACAUUAUUCUUCUAUCUGAAGUAUCUGCUGCUUUAUGGCAUUCCAUCAAUUAUCAUGUAUCUGGAUGGUAUUGAAGCACCAAGAUUGCCAAGGUGCACCAGCAGCCUGUACAGUUUUACAGGAACAUGGAGGGAGUUCGAUGUUGGACUACACCGCUGGCUGGUUAGGUACAUAUAUGUUCCUUUGGGAGGCUCUCGACAUGGCUUAAUAAGAAUGAUGUUCUCCUCUGCAUUGGCCUUCAGCUUUGUAUGCUACUGGCAUGGUGGCCACAGCUUCAUGAUAAACUGGGCAACCAUGAACUGGGUUGGAGUAAUGAUGGAAAAUCUACUGAAGAUGAUCUGUUUUCUUUCACCUGCUCAAGAAAUCAUUGGAAGAUUUUUAUCAAGCAGAAUGCAGCGUCGAGCUCAUGGAGUCUUGGGAAGUGUUGCUACUACCCUACUCAUAUUAUCCAAUUUGGUAUUUCUUUGUGGCAAUGAAGUGGGGAAGAUCUAUUGGAACAGAACAUUCAUACAAGGUUGGCCGUGGACACCGCUCGUAGUUUUGGGAUAUUUCUACUGCUACACCCAAAUGGACGAUGGAGAGCAAGCAUCAUGUAAAGAAUCACGAGGCUGCAGAGAGCUGUUGACUCUGCCAGCUCCAUCACAGGUGUAACCCUCCCCACCACUGAGGACAUCUUCAAUCGGCAGUGACUCAAGAAGCCAGCAUCCAUCGUUAAAGACCUUCACCAUCCAGGAUAUACUAUUCUUGUUAGUACCAUCAGUGAGAAGGUAAUAUGUGCUAUUUGUGCUACAAAACAACAAAUUAUUACCAUCUACCCCAUCACUCCAGUUUCCAUCCUCCUGCCAAAUUAGUUAAACCCUCUCCAACAGCUCUAGCAAACCUGUGUCGCAAGGAUAUUGGUUCCCCUCGAGUUCAGGUCAUAACUUCCCCAGAAGAGAUCUUGAUCCAAAAAUCUGAAACCCUGCCUCCUGCAGCUAUUCCUUAUCCAAACAAUCUCCUGUCUGCUCUUAACUAUGGAAACCCCUAUCACUCCUGCACCCUUUCUCUCCCCCUUCUGAGCCACAGAGCUGGACUCAAUGCCAGAGCCCAGUUCCUGCAGCUUCUCCCUGGUGUGUCAUACCACCCCCCAACAAUAUCCAAAGCAGAGUUCUUAUUGUUGAGAUGAACAACCAAAGGGUACUCUGCACUGACUACCCUUUCUCGUUCUCUCAUCACUCAACUAUGUGCCUCCUGCAACUUAUGGGUGACCCUGUCGCCCCUAUCAUUUCCUCGUCUCACAUAUGAGCCAAAGAUCAUCUAGCUGCAGCUACAGUUGCUUAAAAGAGUCACUAAGGAGCUGCAGCUUAAUGCACUUGGUGCCGAUUUAGUUAUCAGAGAGGCUGGAGAUCCCCACAUCGCACACAAAGAACAUACCCCUAACUUGGAUUCAUUCUUUCCAUACUAGCUAUGCACUCAAAGGCAAAGAAAGAAGGAAAAAAAUUACUAGAAACUUUGCUCCUCAAACUAUUUAAGCCCUACAAGUAUGUGAUGAGCAAGAGGAUAAGACAUGAAAGAGUAGGACCUAUCAAGUGUGACAGUGGGAAAGUGUGUAUGGGAACAGAGGAAAUAGUAGAGGUACUUAAUGAAUACUUUACUUCAGUAUUCACUAUGGAAAAGGAUCUUGGUGAUUGUAGUGAUGACUUUCAGCAGACUGAAAAGCUUGAGCAUGUAGAUAUUAAGAAAGUGUGUGUGCUGGAGCUAUUGGAAAGCAUCAAACUGGAUAAGUUACCAGGACAGACAAGAUGUACCCCAGGCUACUGUGGAAGGGGAGGGAGGAGAUUGCUGAGCCUCUGGCGAUGAUCUUUGCAUCAUGAAUGAUGGGGAUGGGAGAGGUUCUGGAGGAUUGGAGGGUUGCAGAUGUUGUUCCUUUAUUCAAGAAAGGGAGUAGAGAUAGCUCAGGAAAUUAUAGACCAGUGAGUCUUUCCUCAGUGGUUGGUAAGUUGAUGGAGAAGAUCCUGAGAGGCAGGAUUUAUGAACAUUUGGAGAGGUAUAUGAUUAGGAAUAGUCAGCAUGGCUUUGUCAGGGGCAGGUUGUGCCUUACGAGCCUGAUUGAAUUUUUUGAGGAUGUGACAGAACACAUUGAUGAAGGAAGAGCAGUAGAUGUAGUGUAUAUGGAUUUCAGCAAGGCAUUUGAUAAGGUACCCUAUGCAAGGCUUAUUGAGAAAGUAAAGAAGCCUGGGAUCCAAGGGGACAUUGCUCUGUGGAUCCAGAAUUGGCUUGCCCACAGAAAGCAAAGAGUGGUUGUAGACAGGUCAUAUUCUGCAUGGAGGUGGGUCACCAGUGGUGUGCUUCAGGGAUCUGUUGUGGGACCCUUACACUCCAUGAUUUUUAUAAAUGGCCUGGAUUAGGAAGUGGAGGGAUGGGUUAGUAAGUUUGCUGAUGACACAAAGGUUGGGGGUGUUGUGGAUAGUGUGGAGGGCUGUCAGAGGUUGCAGCAGGACAUUGAUAGGAUGCCAAACUGGGCUGAGAAGUGGCAGAUGGAGUUCAACCCAGAUAAGUGUGAGGUGGUUCAUUUUGGUAGUUCAGAUAUGAUGGCAGAAUAUAGUAUUAAUAGUAAGACUCUUGGCAGUGUGAAAGAUCAGAGGGAUCUUGGAGUCUGAGUCCAUAGGACGCUCAAAGCAGCUGCGCAGGUUGAUUCUGUGGUUAAGAAGGCGUAUGGUGUAUUGGCCUUCAUCAAUCGUGGAAUUGAAUUUAGGAGCCUAGAGGUAAUGUUGCAGCUAUAUAGGACCCUGAUCAGACCCCACUUGGAGUACUGUGCUCAGUUCUGGUCGCCUCACUACAGGAAGGAUGUGGAAGCCAUAGAAAUGGUGCAGAGGAGAUUUACAAGGAUGCUGCCUGGAUUGGGGAGCAUGCUUUAUGAGAAUAGGUUGAGUGAACUCAGCCUUUUAUCCUUGGAGCGACGGAGGAUGAGAGGAGACCUGAUAGAGGUGUGUAAGAUGAUGAGAGGCAUUGAUCGUGUGGAUAGUCAGAGGCUUUUUCCCAGGGCUGAAAUGGUUGCCGCAAGAGGAGACAGGUUUGAGGUGCUGGGGAGUAGGUACAGAGGAGAUGUCAGGGGUAAGUUUUUACUCAGAGAGUGGUGAGUGUGUGGAAUGGGCUGCCAGCAAUGGAGGUGGAGGCGGAUAUGAUAGAGUAUUUUAAGAGACUUUUAGAUAGGUACAUGGAGCUUAGUAAAAUAGAGGGCUUUAGGUAAGCCUAGUAAAAUGCUGGAGGAACUCAACAGGCUAGGCAGCAUCUAGGAAACGAGUACAGUCAACGUUUCGGGCCGAUACCCUUCCGCAGGACUGGAGAAAACAAACUGAUUAGAUUUUAAAAGUGGGGGUGGGGAGAGGGAAACACAAGGUGAUAAGGGUAAGGGGAUGAAGUAAAUUGGUAAAAGAGACAGAAGGUCAUGGAAAAAAGAAAAGGGGAAGAGGCAGGCAAUGGGUGGGCAAGGAGCUAAUGUGAGAGAGGAGAAGGGGGUGGGAAAUGGUGAAGGAGAAUGUGAUGGAGACAUUACUUGAAGUUCAUUUUGUGUGUCAAAUUUCAGUACAAAUAGCCUUUUGCUUAUUUGGAGAGGUUUCCAAUUUCAGCAGAAGGCUCGAAAUACUUAAAACAAAGGUUACCCCUAUACAUGACACUUGGGGAAACAAUCUUAUGGGUGCCCACUGAGAAAGCAUUCCAAGAGAAAUGAAUAGUCAGUACUUUAAACAGGUCUAGAUGUUGAUUGUCAUUUCAGUUCAUUUUACUUCUUCUCUCUCUCGCUUGGUGUGACAUCCGUUAUGUUUGUGCUUGGUUUUUGCUUGGCCUUUAAAUUUUCCAACAUCCCAAAGCACUACUUUCAACUGGUGCUGCAGAAACUUGCGUUAUACAAAAGAAAGUUGUUAUUACUGAUAUAGGCAUUGCCUUUAAUUUAAGAAACAGCAUUACAAUAUGAUUUAAUUUCACUCAAUAAGGUAAGCUGAUUAGUCUUGAAUUUUUGGUAGUAUUGAGAUAUGAUUGUUCAGCUACAUGAAACCUACCUCUCAUUGCCUUAUUGGCUUUUAGUUCAGCCAGAAUAUUUUACAAUAAACCGAUCUCCGUUCUGAAACAAUUAAAUCUGCAAGUUUAUAGUGCUUACUUUCAACUUAAGAUAUGAUGAAGUAUUUUCAGUCAAUGAAAUAGGUUUUUAACUGCUGUAAAAUUGCUGUUAUGAAAGAUUACCAUGGUAAAGAGAAAUUUUUUUUCAAAUUUUAACCAUAAGCAAAUUACGACAAAUUUUUUGUAAAAAAAUGAUAAUGUGGGCCAUUUAACAUGAACACAAUCAACAUUUCAUAAUUUAUGCACAAGCAAAGCUUCUAUAUGAGUAAAAUAUUCUUUAUUUUUGUAAAUAAAGUUUACAUAGCUUUAUAAAUCAAACAAUUUGUGCUUCAUGUCCCAUUUUAUUAUAGGAAUAAAUAUGAUGUGCAUAAAUUCUGCUUAACGUUGCAAAACUGUUACAUAUGCCACUACAGGCAGCUUUCCUGGCUGACCACAAAAAUAAUUCCUGAACUUUUCAGUACAUUUGUCAUGCUCAUGGUAAUAUAUGUGGAGUUAUGGUAAUGAUAAAAGUGUAUACUUAGACUGAAACCAGUGUUGUAGGUAAUUUGGUGCUUCUUUGACUAGAAAAGAAAAUAAGUGAAGCACGUACCUACGAAGCUCUAACACUACUGCAUUAUGCAGAUCAUGCAAAAAUUAAACUAAAUAAAAACAGAAUUUCUUUGAGGACAAGUAUUAGACUUUUUCCCAGUCACGUCGAAGGCUGGUUUUGUCCUUUAGAUAUCUCCCACAAUUCUAAAAUUUGAGCCAUUUAUUGUUAAAGCAUUUAUAUUCUUAAUCUUCAGUGUCUUAUCAACAGCCUGUUGCUUCUGUACAGUAUUAAUCUGUUGAUGUCACUUUAAAUCAGGUAAUUAAUUUCUUAUGAGAAUGUCCAGGCAUUUUGUGCUGCUAAAACAAAUUCAGACAGUGUAUUGCUCAUUUACUGUGUGUACACUUUUUCUGAUGCAAUACAAUAAAAAGGUUUACAGCAGCAAGAUUAAAACAAUGAUUAGAAACUUGUAUCAAUUCAUUCUACUGCCUACUUAAAAUCAAUAUAAGGUUCUUGGAAAUCAAAAUUCUUAUGUUGAAGCAAUGUGCUCUGCUGAACUAUUAAAAUAUACACUAAUAAUUAAAGCAUGUU
Molecule: messenger RNA, 6646 nt
Organism: Hypanus sabinus (Atlantic stingray)
Lineage: Eukaryota; Metazoa; Chordata; Chondrichthyes; Myliobatiformes; Dasyatidae
Gene: hhat
Product: hedgehog acyltransferase
Exons: 12
Coding region: 520-2085 (521 amino acids)
Biological process (GO): protein palmitoylation
Cellular component (GO): endoplasmic reticulum
Molecular function (GO): palmitoyltransferase activity
Source: RefSeq, a predicted model, not a curated record